CUUUAAAGAUCACAGUCAGGAGAAACAGGGAUGCGUCUGUUUUAGGCUGACAUUGGAUGUUUGCACCGAGGAAGUCACUUUAUAAGAAGCACCACACAAACCUGCACACAUCUCUCAAAGGGCGUGGGAAUGUACUGCAAGGAAGGAUACGAGAAAGUCAUCCUCCUCAUCUUUUACAUCCAGCUGUGUUCCAAGCCCAUGGGUGAAGCGAUUCAUCCGGACUGCGCCAUCAUCUCUCAGCACCUGAGGGCUCGGGAGAUUUGCAGCCAGACGAGGAGGAGCGAAGCGCAAAACCGGAGCGAUCACAGCGGAUGUAAAACAGAGUGGGAUGAAAUUGGCUGUUGGCUGAGAGCCAAAGUUGGGCAAGUUGUCAACUUAUCCUGCUCUGAGGUCUUUCAGCAUUUCUCCAGCAAUCAAGGGUUUGUAUACAGGAAUUGCACUGCUGAUGGCUGGUCUGAAAUGUAUCCAACUUAUGAGGAUGCCUGUCAUUUCAAUGACGACAGUGAGCCUGAAUCAGAGACAAGUUACCUGUAUACGUUCAGACAGGUCUACACUGUAGGGUACGCCACCUCACUCAUCUCUCUACUUACAGCCAUAGUGGUGUUUGCAGGCUUCAGGAAGUUUCGCUGUACCAGAAACUACAUCCACAUCAACCUGUUUUCCUCCUUUGUUCUGAGAGCUAGUGCUGUGUUCAUUAAGGAUGCUGUGCUGUUUGCAGAUGAAACUCUGGACCACUGCUCUAUGUCUACGGCUACGUGUAAGUCAGCAGUAGCGUUUUUCCAGUUCAGCAUCCUGGCCAAUUACUUUUGGUUGCUGGUGGAGGGCAUGUAUCUCCAGACCCUUCUGGCCCUCACUUUCGUCUCUCAGAGAAAAUACUUCUGGUGGUACAUUCUUAUUGGAUGGGGACUGCCAUCUAUGGUCCUCAUACUUUGGGUUCUGACCAGAUUCUUCUAUGAUGACAGAGGCUGCUGGGAUGACAAUGACAAUGUUGGCAUUUGGUGGAUCAUUAAAGGACCAAUAACAGCAUCACUGCUGGUCAACAUAGUCAUCUUCAUAAAUGUCAUCCGGAUUCUGGUCCAAAAGCUUAAAUCUUCAACCACUGCAGGAAACAGUGAUACUGGUCAUUUCAUGCGGCUGGCUAAAUCCACCCUGUUCCUCAUUCCUCUGUUUGGGAUGCACUACACUGUAUUUGCCUUCCUGCCUGAGAACACUGGAGUGGCCGCCAGGCUGUACAUCGAGCUGGGCCUGGGAUCCUUUCAGGGGUUUGUUGUGGCCCUUCUUUACUGCUUCAUGAAUGGAGAGGUCCAGGCAGAGCUCCGGAAAUGGCUUUGGAGGUGCCACAAUCCAAAUCACCUCACUCCUGGCAAGAGAAGCAUGACUCAGAUCACGAUUCGAACCCAUGGAGGCUUGGGUUUGCCUCCUUCUAGUGCCAACAUCUCAGCUGUAUGAGCUUUGCUUUUAGACAGGAAAAAAAAUUCUUUGGAAAAUCAGCAAUUAAAAGGUGAAACCACUCUGUUGAACAUUAUGACCUUAAUUCAACUCUUUUGUGAGAUAUAAGAGCACAAGUUUAACUGGUGGGUAAAAUGGGUAAAACCUCUGAAUGCUUCAUCUAAGCAGAGGCUGUACAGUAUAUGGUCAGUCUAGGUCACAGGGUGCUCUAUCAUAUUGAUAAAUCAUAACUUCUACAGACCCCACUGUAGCACUGCAAAACAGGAAAUAAUAACUGAUACAGAGCUGUC
Messenger RNA from Cyprinodon variegatus (sheepshead minnow), 1739 nucleotides. It is a transcript of the gene ghrhra, whose product is annotated as pituitary adenylate cyclase-activating polypeptide type I receptor-like. Gene Ontology annotation, molecular function: peptide hormone binding; G protein-coupled peptide receptor activity; vasoactive intestinal polypeptide receptor activity. The record is from RefSeq and is a predicted model, not a curated record. The transcript is spliced from 13 exons. Gene Ontology annotation, cellular component: plasma membrane. NCBI's taxonomy places the organism in Eukaryota, Metazoa, Chordata, Actinopteri, Cyprinodontiformes, Cyprinodontidae. The coding region runs from base 130 to 1449 and encodes 439 amino acids. Gene Ontology annotation, biological process: cell surface receptor signaling pathway; adenylate cyclase-modulating G protein-coupled receptor signaling pathway.